CCAUCAAGAGCCACGGUAUUUAGUAAACAUUUAUCGAGUAGUCCAUUUAAUUGACUUAAUUGGCCACAGAUGGCCAGCGACAGUGAUAAAGGCCAGCAGAAAUCAGCCAUGCCCGCCAAGAGACUGUCAGCAACAGCGCCGCCUGUUGCUGCAGCGGGCGCCAACAACAACAGCAAUGGAGCAACUGGUGAUGCUGCCUCCCAGAAUAAAAUGAUGAAUGGCAUGACGAGGUUGACGCCAGCCAGGGACUUGACCCUGGGCGGACGGGGUGCCAGUAAGAAGGUCUUUGCUCCCAAUUUAAAUGCUGUGCGCAACAAGAAUACGAAUGUGAAGACGUCCAAGGACUUUACACAGCCACGCGGAGGUCGUGGAAGAGGAGCACGUGGUGCAGGGGCAGCUCGAGGACGAGGCGGGGCAGGAGGAGGAGGCAACUCGUCGCUUAUACAAACAACCGGCGUCUUCUCGGAAGGAGCCGGUGCGGUGCAUUUACGCAAAUCCUCGAGCGGCGGAUCGGCCUAUGCGAGGGCAGGCGAAGAAGUUGCAGUAUCGCGUAAGCGCACAGAUCGCAAAGAUGACAAGUUCCAGGAUCAGCGAGUGCGGGAACUGAUCGGAGAGGCAAGUGAUGACGAUGAAGCCGAUAGUGAUAACGAAACGGAGCUGAACAAGACUGAUUUGACCUACAAGCCGAUAAUGCUGAGCGAAGGACUCUGGCACAGCCAAAAACACAGCGUUAAAGAGGAAAGCGCAUCCAUUCCAAAUCUCAAGCCCAAAAAGGAGGAAUCGCUAGAUAUAACACAGGAUCUGCAGAGCCUGCACAUGGCUGCUCAAUCCGGUCUGGAAGAACCUCCAGCACAAUAUGGACGUUAUCCCCGCAGCAUUGGCGCCUUUCUCGAAGCGACGCAGUCGCAAAUCUUUGUCAUGCAAUUACCCAACGUGCUUCCCUGUGUGACAGACGAUGCUGACGAUGUACCCGCUGCCAAAGAACAGCCAGCGCCGAGUACAUCAACGGAUCGUUCUAACAGCCCCAUUCCCUCAACCACAGCAGUUAAUGCGCCCAAGCACAGUGUGUUACACCAGCUGGAGGAGGGGCAGAUUGGCAAGAUACUGCGCUACAAAUCGGGACGUGUUAAACUGUUGCUGGGCGACACACGUUUUGAUCUAGACAUGGGCCUGGAAUCAGGUUUCCUGCAGGAACUCAUGUCAGUCAGCAGCAAUCGAGAACAGCGCAGCGGAGACAUGAUCAAUCUGGGCACCAUCCAGGCCAAGCUGAAGGCCACUCCCGACUGGGUGCAUCUCUUUGAGCAGCAGGAGAAGGCGACGCGGCAAGCAGCUCCGGCAAGUGGCAUCCAAGCUGCAUCCUCUACAUAGCAGACGGUCUUCUUCAGCUCUUUGCCUUUGACUUAGUUUAGUUUAGGAGCGAAAUUAAUUAUAAAUUAUUUAACUCUAUUGGUUAUGAGAAAAUGCUCUUUAAUAUACGAGUAACAACAAA
Molecule: messenger RNA, 1489 nt
Organism: Drosophila innubila
Lineage: Eukaryota; Metazoa; Arthropoda; Insecta; Diptera; Drosophilidae
Gene: RpIIIC53
Product: DNA-directed RNA polymerase III subunit RPC4
Exons: 5
Coding region: 70-1368 (432 amino acids)
Biological process (GO): transcription by RNA polymerase III
Cellular component (GO): RNA polymerase III complex
Molecular function (GO): DNA binding
Source: RefSeq, a predicted model, not a curated record